This is a messenger RNA of Lolium rigidum, 678 nucleotides long. Its product is annotated as photosynthetic NDH subunit of subcomplex B 3, chloroplastic. Gene Ontology annotation, cellular component: mitochondrion. The transcript has 6 exons. Gene Ontology annotation, biological process: P450-containing electron transport chain. Bases 1 to 528 code for a protein of 175 amino acids. Gene Ontology annotation, molecular function: 2 iron, 2 sulfur cluster binding. NCBI's taxonomy places the organism in Eukaryota, Viridiplantae, Streptophyta, Magnoliopsida, Poales, Poaceae. The record is from RefSeq and is a predicted model, not a curated record.
AUGGCGGCCACGAGCUCCACUGCGCUCUUCUUCCCCCAUCCCCUCUCCACCGCGAGCACAGCCUCCGCACGGGCUCACAGCAGCCGCCACCGGCCCACGCGCUCCGCCAUCAGAUGCUCCAGCGCCUCGCCCGACCUGUCGCCCGGCGCUCCGGCGCCCGCGCCGCCCAAGCCCCUAAUCGAGCUCGAGUUCCUCGCGCCGAAGCCGGGCGCCGACGGGUCGUACUCGGUGGACAGGGCGACGGCGGUCAGCGGCGACAAGCUCCUCCGGGACAUCAUGCUCGAGAACAAGCUCGAGAUGUACGCGGCAUACGGGAAGCUGAUGAACUGCGGCGGCACGGGCAGCUGCGGCACCUGCAUCGCCGAGAUAAUCGACGGGAAGGAGCUUCUGAACGAGAGGACGGCCACUGAGAAUCGCUACCUGAAGAAGAAACCGGAGUCGUGGAGGCUAACUUGCCAGACGAUCGUCGGAAACAAGGAGAACUCCGGCAAGGUUGUCGUCCAACGGCUGCCCCAGUGGAAGAAGUAAUAGCUGCUCAUUUGGUGUGCUGACAGCGUUUCAUCCAGUUCCAUGUACCUCCUGCUAUCGGGUGUUUGAGCAGACAAGUGAUGCUUUGCAAUGUGCACAAGAUCCUGAUAAGUUCGUUUUCUGGGUGUAUUCUCUCUCUGUUUUUUUGUC